Bactrocera latifrons is the source of this 1946-nucleotide messenger RNA. Its product is annotated as UDP-glucuronosyltransferase 1-3-like. The transcript is spliced from 6 exons. Gene Ontology annotation, molecular function: UDP-glycosyltransferase activity. The record is from RefSeq and is a predicted model, not a curated record. Bases 184 to 1734 code for a protein of 516 amino acids. NCBI's taxonomy places the organism in Eukaryota, Metazoa, Arthropoda, Insecta, Diptera, Tephritidae.
AGCUGCAGCAAUUCGGUUCGUUUGGGUUGCAGCAAUUUUUUUAAGUCGUGAUCUCAUUUUAAUAGAUUUUUCUUCGCAAAUCAUUUGAAUUCUAAUUUGUUAUAAACGAGUGUGUUUGCUGUGGUGGCAAGAAUCAUACAUAUAMAUAAUCGGCCGUGUUAUUUUGCAUUAAAUAGAACUGCGAUGGCGGAACCUACGCCCGGCCACAUAUUGCUGUUGCUUGGCCUUUGUUGCACACUGGUGCAAGCCAGUUACCCACUCAAAAUACUUGGCUUAUUUCCACAUCCAGGCAUUAGUCACUUCCACUUCUUCCACCCCAUUAUGCGGGGCUUGGCCGAGAAGGGUCAUGAUGUUACCGUGUUAAGCCAUUUUCCUGAUAAAAAUCCACCGCCAGGAUACAAAGAUCUGCUAUUAACAGGCGAUUUGAUGGAUUCCUUAGACGUGCAGUACUUCGAAACGCAACACUUCUACAGUCGCUUCAUAGGAUUUUAUAUGCUUAACCACUUUGGGAAGCACGACUGCAAUGCCACAUUGCAUUCCGAAGCUUUGGCACAGGUGUUGCGAGAGCGACAACAUUACGAUGUGGUCAUCCUUGAGCAAUUCAAUAGCGAUUGCAUGGCAGCGGUGGCGCAUCAACUCAAUGCGCCAUUUAUAGGGAUGGUCAGUUCUGCUAUGAUGCCUUGGCAUUACGAACGCGUGGGCGUGCCCAUGGUAACCUCAGUUAUGCCAACAUUAUUUGUGGGACAAUCCGAGGACAUGACAUUCGGCGCUCGUCUCGCCAACUGGUUCACCCAUCACGCCAUGCGUUUUCUUUACGAUAAUUUCAACACGCCCGCUAUCGAUGCCAUGAUACGCGAAAAAUUCGGACAAAAUACCCCCUCGGUUGGCGAAUUGACGAAGAAAACAUCAAUGCUAUUCGUCAAUCAGCACUUCUCAUUGAGCGGUGUCAAACCGCUGCCACCGUCUGUUCUCGAUCUCGGCGGCAUGCACAUACAGAAGGUCAAGCCGCUUGAUGCCGAACUGCAAAAGUUCAUCGAUGGGGCGGAACAUGGUGUGGUCUAUAUUAGUUGGGGUUCUAUGCUACGCGCCGCCUCUUUGCCGCCCGCCAAACGUGAGGCUAUCGUACACGCUGUGAAGCAACUCAAACAACGGGUGAUUUGGAAAUGGGAAAACACCACCCUGGAGGACAAGCCGGAUAAUCUGUAUAUUAGGAAGUGGUUGCCACAACGUGAUAUACUUUGUCAUCCGAAUGUGAAGGUGUUCUUAUCGCAUGGCGGUCUAAUGGGUACUUCGGAGGCAGCUUACUGUGGUGUACCAAUGGUGGUCACACCCAUGUUUGCUGAUCAGUUUUUGAAUUCAGCCGCGUUAAAGUACCGCGGUAUGGGAGUGGAGAUGAAAUAUAACGAUAUCACUGAGAAUGCAGUGCUGAGCUCGAUAAGAGAGGUGUUAAAGAAAGAAUAUUUGGAUAAUGCCAAAGCGGUCUCAUUCUCCUAUAGACAUCGUCCACAGAGCGCACUCGAGACUGCCAUUUGGUGGGUGGAAUAUGUCGCCAAAACUAAGGGUGCUCCACUUCUCAAAGCUCACGCCGUGCAUGUAUCACGCUUCGUUUACCACUCAUGGGAUAUUUAUCUAUUCCUUGUGGCCAUUAUAUUGUUAUCGGUUGUGAGUUGGACCUUUAUAUGCACUAGGCUGUGGUCGCGGCGUCCAAAGGCUGUUAAACAAAAGUCAAAUUAAACAAGGAGGUGAGGAUUACAGAUGAAGAGAGUUAUUUCAAUAAAAUUUAAUUUGAGCACUUUAUGUGAUCUCUCAGACAUAUUAGUUAACUAAUAGCUGUAAUUCAUAACUGGGUUUAAAACAAUUAAUUCAUGCAGUCAUCACAAUUAGCGUAAUUUAGCUCAAAAGGAGCGUGAAGGAAGAGAUAAAAGUUAAAAAUAAAAUAAAUAAAA